CCUUAAAAUUAAUACCAUUUCAUCGCCAACGAAGCAUUUUUUUCACAGCUUCAAUCGGCAACUGUUUUCGCUGAUGCAUCCUCUUUAAUUUAGAAUCGAGAAUCAAACUUGUAAGCUUUGUGUGAAACCGGCAAAGGGAUUUGAAUCGUAAUAAUUCACCGACUGGUUCCGCACCGAACAGGAAAAUUUCUGAUGCAAUAUAUUCGCAUUCCUUUUCUUUAGAAAAGGAGAGGUCUCGAGGGGCUUCAAUCAUUUCUGGUCGGUAUAAACGUAACAAGGAAAUUCUGGUAGAACCAUGGCAAUGAAUCUUCUAGGUAACCGAGUUGUUCGUGGCGAAGAUUGGCAAUGGGGAAACCAAGAUGGAGGAGAAGGUUUUGUAGGGACAGUAGUUCAAGUCGGACGAGACAAGAAGUCGCCUAGUACAGCACAGCUUGUUUACGUACAGUGGGAUUGUGGAGCGAGGGCGAACUAUAGGGCUGGAUUCCAAGGGAAACACGAUCUUCGUGUACUCUGCCUCACAAAUGGCGAUGCGAAGCAUCUGGGUGUUAGCUGCGAUGGUUGUAAAGAAGAUCCUAUGAUUGGACUGCGCUGGCAUUGUUUAGAUUGUCCUAACUAUGAUCUGUGUAGCAAAUGUUACAUGAACGAUGUCCAUGAUCUCAAUCAUCGCUUUGAACGAAUCGACAAAAGUCGUACAAAAGGGGUUGACCUCAAGUGUACUUCACCGGCGGUUGGAGGAUAUUUUUACAGAGAUCACUUACCACCCCUCACAAUGCAGAUAAGGAAAUCCCAAAGUGGGUUUUCGACUGGUGACAAAGUCUACCUUCAGAAGCUUACAACCAAAAAGCUUCAGGAGCUAUCCGCUGGUCAUGGGGAGUGGAACCCACAAAUGGAAAGGUAUACAGGAAAAAUUGGUGUGGUGCAAGAUUUCACAGCCAAUGGUGAUGUUGUUGUAGAGUACCUCGACAGAAGAUGGAUUUACAAUCCAGCAGCUUUGACAAAGGUACAACAAUUUAAGAAAGGCGACGAAGUCGUUGUCAAAAGUGAUAAGAACUUAGUCAAAGAGCUCCAAAAAGAUCAUGGAGGAUGGAACGAGGCUAUGAUAUCGAUAGAUGAGCUGGAGAGUGGUCACACAGCUCUUCAUGUAGCAUGUCACCAGGGGCACUGUGACAUCAUCAGAGAACUGCUUGAGAGAGGAGCUAAUAGAGAUAUAUUGGAUUAUCAGGGAUACACAGCCAUGCAUCACUCUACCUACCAGGACAGAACCGGUGAAGCAUUGAAACUGUUACUAGAAAAAGGUUUUGACCCAAAUGCUCGACACUUAAGCAACAGGAGCACACCCUUGCAUUUGGCUGUGAAAAUGAAAAACGAAACGGCAGUUAGGAUCCUGACACAGUGCCCUGAGUGUAAUGUUGAUCUACAGGACGAGGCAGGUGAUACCCCACUCCACGUUGCCAUCCUUUUAGAACAUCACAGCAUAAUGGAUAUGCUGUUGGACUGCCCAAGAAUUUGUCUCACUCUUUGUAACAGAAAAGGUUUCAAUUAUCUUCAACUCGCUGUAUUAAAGGGAAAUAAACGGUAACUGCCACUNAGUAGUGCGUCCUUUGUCGCUGUCUCACGCUGCUUGUUAAGCUAUGGAGCUAAUGUGUUCAAAAUCAAUGGCUCAGGGGAAACACCGCUGGACAGAUGUCGAGGAUCGGAAGUUGAGCAACUCAUUCGAGAGAUUGCAACAUGUGGAGGGACUACAAGCAACAAAAAAGUUCCAAGUUUUGGGUUAUCCAGCGAAUCGCAAACCGAACCUGAAGUAGAUGGUGCUUCGUCUUCUGCAAGUGUGGCAACACUGAUAGACGAGACUGAAAAUAGUGAUGAAAAUCAAACAGAUAGCGCGAGUAGCACAGAUCAGGCAGAGAAUACGUUUUUAGGGCGGCUAAUGAGCGACAUCUGCAGUGGAGAUCAACAAGAAUCAGCAUUAGUGGAGAUAUCAGACGAGAUGGAAAGUGACGAUUCCAAGGUAGGCGAAACAGCUGAAGGUAUAUCACAAGAAAAAGCCCUCGUGCAAAACGUAAUGGAAGAAGACAUAUUGUAUCAAAGGAAAAGUUUCACUUCAGGGGAAAAUAUUGUUGAUCAAUAUAAACCAUCAAUCAUUAAUGUCAAUGAAACACAUCUUGACGAUUCUAUCUACUCAAAUGAAAUUGUUGACAAGGGGUAUACGAUCUUCAGAAAAGACAGGAACAUGCAUGCUGGAGGAGUACUAUCAGCUUUUUCAUCUGAUCUAAUAGUCUCCCAAGAGCAUGAAUUAUCUGGAAAUUAUGAAGGGAUCUGGUCUAAAUUGGAAAUUGCUGGUAUGAAGCCCCCCUAUAUUGGCUCAAUUUAUCGACCACCGGAUUCAGAUAUCAACUCAUUGGAGGCAUUAGAUUAUGCUUUGUGUCAUUUAUCUGAAAAAUCUCGUCCAACCUUACCCAAUGUUUUGUUGACCGGUGAUUUCAACUUGCCUGGCAUUUCGUGGUCUGAUGAUAAUUAUCUCAUACAAUCCAGCUCAUCAUAUUGUCUUAAGGUAAACAACAAGUGGCUGGACAUUAUCAACGAUCACUCCUUGACUCAACAUGUUAAGAAGCCAACAAGGGGUGACAAUAUCCUUGAUUUAGUCUUUUCCACUAAUCCAGAUAUGAUAUCCACUGUCAAAAUUGAAUGUGGAAUGAGUGACCAUGACAUUGUUGUCUUUUACGAACAAAUUGAUAAUAUACCAUCACUUGGCCCUAGCCCUUAUCCAGACAUUCCAUCUUCUGUGUUUGAUGUAUCAGGCAUAAUCAAACUACUGGCCAAUAUCAAUCCUAACAAAGCUAAUGGUCCUGACCUUAUUCCGUGCCGGGACGAGGCAGGUGAAACCCCACUCAAUUAUGCCAUCAUUUUACAAAACCACAACAUGGUUGAUAUGCUGUUGGACUGCCCAAGAAUUUGUCUCACUCUUUGUAACAGGAGAGGUUUCAAUUAUCUUCAACUUGCUGUUUUAAAGGGAAAUAAACGCGCCGUGGAAAGAAUUUUUGCCAAAACCGGAAAUUCCUUGAAUGUUGCCAAAGAUGAUGGAUAUACAACCCUUCAUAUUGCAGCAUUGAAUGAUCACCGGGAGAUAGCUAAGAUGCUUUUAAAAAAGCCGGGAUGUGACAUCAAUGCUCCAACCGCUGCAAAUCAAUCGGUGCUUCAUUUAGCCGCCUAUAAAGGGUACCCAGUCAUGGUAGAAAUGUUGCUGGACCACGGAGCCAGUGUGAAUGCGGUGGAUAAUGACGGAGAUACGGCACUUCACAUCACUUUAAUGAAGGAAAGAAAUCUGCGAGUAAUGGUAAAUGAGCUCAUAAACUUCAAACUGUCGAGCUGUUUCUGCCCUUUUGUGGAAAAUGUAAUGGAAGAAGAGACAUCGUGUCAGGAGAAUAUUGUCUUGGAAGUUACCAAUCAAGUCGAAGCCGAAACCUGGGCCCCAGACAUCUCAAACAGCAGCGUCGUCGAAGCUGUAGAAAUAGAAGGGAAUAACACCGACACAGAAAUGAGUGAUAGCAAGAUCCUACAAUCACAAACACAAUCUCAAGACCACGAUGUAGAUAUGGGUCAGGAGACAGAAAAUGAAGACAAAAAUCCGUCGACCUCUGAUGAUCAAAAAUUGCUGUGUUACAUUUGUGAGGAGAUUGAGGCUGUUGUUGCAUUCAAACCCUGCGGCCACACUUUUGUAUGCAUAGAAUGUGCAGCUCGAUUGAAGAGAUGUUUGGAAUGUAAAACGCCUAUUACUGGUAAAGGAACGAGAGGUAACUUGCACAAAUGAUCAUGAUGUUUCUAAUCUUUAGAUGUUGUCCUUCGCUGGCGGGGCGAGGCCGAUGCAA
Messenger RNA from Stylophora pistillata, 3866 nucleotides. RefSeq lists its product as uncharacterized. Gene Ontology annotation, cellular component: cytoplasm. NCBI's taxonomy places the organism in Eukaryota, Metazoa, Cnidaria, Anthozoa, Scleractinia, Pocilloporidae. Gene Ontology annotation, molecular function: protein binding; ubiquitin-protein transferase activity; zinc ion binding. The record is from RefSeq and is a predicted model, not a curated record. Gene Ontology annotation, biological process: protein ubiquitination.